Panicum hallii is the source of this 1080-nucleotide messenger RNA. RefSeq lists its product as uncharacterized. NCBI's taxonomy places the organism in Eukaryota, Viridiplantae, Streptophyta, Magnoliopsida, Poales, Poaceae. The coding region runs from base 125 to 871 and encodes 248 amino acids. The record is from RefSeq and is a predicted model, not a curated record. The transcript has 4 exons.
GGUGAGUUGGUGACCAAGAGUUACGCGCUCCGCUCGCGUCCUCGUUCCUCAACCGCCACACACUCCGCACUACACCUUGCGACUCCGCUCUCUCGAUCCGAAUCCAAGAGCGAAGAAGAAGACGAUGAUGGCGUCGUCUGCUGCCUUGCUCCAAGCUUCCACGGCCUUCGCUCCAGUCUUCUCCCCGCUCCCUUCCCGACUCCAGCCCGCGCCACGGCUCCAUCUCCGCGGCUCCCCCAACCGUCGCCGCCGCGGCGUCGCACUCGCCGCUUCCUCCGCCGCAUCGCCGGAAGUCGAGAAGGAGCCGUCGACCUCGUCCUCACCGCAGGAGUCUGAGUCGGCUGUUGCGGACAGUGUGAAGGUGCUCAAGGAGGCGGCCAAGACAAGGAAGGUGCCUGCACCAGAGGUGCUUUCAGCAUUGUCCAAGAUCAAGAAGGCAAAGCUUGACACAUCGACAUUCUUUGAGACACUCGGCGGGACAGAGUCUCCAGGCAGGACAUGGAUGCUCAUCUUCACUGCUAAGGGUCGGCUGGAGAAAGGGCAGUAUUUCCCAGUGACUGCAGUCCAGCGUUUCGAUGCUGCGGGUAAAAGGAUCGAGAAUGGUAUAUAUUUGGGCCCCAUUGGGUGCUUAACCUUUGAAGGGAGGCUAUCAUGGAAAAAGAAAAUACUUGCAUUCAUCUUUGAGCGUGUUCGCAUAAAGGUUGGACCAUUUGGUCCCCUGGAGAUUGGCCUCGGAAACGGCCGUGAUGGCAGGGAACCCAGCACAAAGGACCCGUUCUUUGUUUGGUUCUAUGUUGAUGAGGAAAUCGCUGUUGCACAAGGCAGAGGCGGGGGAGUAGCUUACUGGUGCAGAUGCCAGCGUGUUCCCUGAAGAUCCAGUUAAUCAGCAUUAUAUAAGAUCAAGGAAUCUUCCUCUGUAGUCUGUAUAGCUAAUAUUCACAUUUUAGAUAUGUGCUUUGUUCGAAAAAAAGAAAAGGGAAAAGAGGUGUACGUGAAGAAAUUUGAGAUGACAAUUAGCCUUUGCGAUGAGGAUGUUUGUAACUGAUUAGAGUUUUCUCUGAUAAUUUCCCUAUUGUCUCA